AUGUCAGCGACAAAUUCCGCUCCUCCAUGCCAGAUUUCCGCUUUGAAUGGAUUGCUUACGAGUCCAUUUUUAGCCGAUUGCUCAACCGCAUCGGGGUAUUCGUUCACGACUCUCCCAAUCCCAACGGAUGACCAAGUCGAUCUCAUGUGUGAUUCAACGCCCUGUUUGAAUCUGCUACAGGCUGCUCAAGCGCUGAACAUUCCUGAAUGCACUCUCUCCUCGGGUAUUCUUCUUCAAAGAAACCUUCUUCAAUAUGUACAAACGGAAUGUAGCGAUUCCAACGACGAUGCUCGACAGAACACUGCUAACCCUGUCAGUAGUAAUAACAAUUCUACCCAGGGUGGGAACAGUACAGCUAUACCUGUCGCGAACAACUCAACUACGCCGAUUGGAAACAACAGCUCAACGGCUGACCAAACCACAUUAUUGCCACCCAGCAACUCCACGACUCCUGCACCCGUCAAUACUCCUACAACUGAUGUGACAACUGACACAGAUGAUUCGACACCGACACCUGAAGAUACUCCUGCUACAACUGAAACCUCGGCGGGCUCUCGAGCUGCUGCAUCGCCUGUUGCCCGGGCGCUGGGUGUGAUGUCGCUUGGUGCUAUGGCUGUCGUGACCUACUUUAUGUAG
Plasmopara halstedii is the source of this 636-nucleotide messenger RNA. RefSeq names its product Elicitin. The transcript has a single exon. The coding region runs from base 1 to 636 and encodes 211 amino acids. Gene Ontology annotation, cellular component: extracellular region. NCBI's taxonomy places the organism in Eukaryota, Oomycota, Peronosporomycetes, Peronosporales, Peronosporaceae. The record is from RefSeq and is a predicted model, not a curated record.